CCUGAAACUUGAACUUAGCUCCCGCAACGCAAAUCACAACAUCGUGAUUGUCGCUCUCUCUCUCCCUCUCUCUUUCCCCGUCACUGAAUCCGAUAUGCAUGCUCUGCAAUCGCCUCCUCUCCGUGCAUCGCCUCCGAACCCGCUUCGGAAGCACUCCAAUCGACAGUCCCAUCAGAUUGCUAAUGCGAGACCCACCAGGAAACAAGCCUUCAUUGCCGCAUCCGCCGCCGUUUCGGCGCCGAAAAGAGAGACCGACCCGAAGAAACGGGUUGUGAUCACGGGUACGGGUCUCGUCUCGGUGUUCGGAAACGACGUGGACGCUUACUACGAGAAAUUGUUGGCCGGUAAGAGCGGAAUCAGCAACAUCGACAGGUUUGAUGCGUCCAAGUUCCCGACCCGGUUCGGUGGCCAGAUCCGUGGGUUCAGCUCCGAAGGAUAUAUCGAUGGGAAGAACGACCGCCGGCUCGACGAUUGCUUGAAGUACUGCAUUGUCGCCGGCAAGAAAGCGCUUGAGAAUGCGGAUCUUGGGGGUGACAAGCUCAACAAGAUUGAUAAGUUGCGAGCUGGAGUACUGGUUGGAACUGGCAUGGGUGGUUUGACGGUCUUUUCGGAUGGUGUUCAGGCUCUAAUAGAGAAAGGUCACAGGAGAAUAACUCCUUUCUUCAUUCCUUAUGCCAUCACAAACAUGGGUUCUGCCUUGCUGGCAAUUGAUCUCGGUCUUAUGGGACCAAACUAUUCAAUCUCAACGGCUUGUGCCACUUCUAAUUAUUGCUUUUAUGCGGCUGCUAACCACAUUCGUCGGGGUGAGGCUGAUAUGAUGCUCGCCGGUGGAACUGAGGCUGCCAUUAUUCCUAUUGGGUUGGGAGGCUUUGUUGCUUGCAGGGCCUUGUCCCAGAGAAAUGAUGACCCGGAAACUGCUUCAAGGCCAUGGGACAAAGACAGAGAUGGCUUCGUCAUGGGUGAAGGAGCCGGUGUACUGGUGAUGGAGAGCUUGGAACAUGCCAUGAAACGAGGUGCUCCGAUAAUAGCAGAAUAUCUAGGAGGAGCUGUUAAUUGUGAUGCUCAUCACAUGACUGAUCCAAGAUCCGACGGACUUGGUGUCUCUUCAUGCAUUGAGAGAUGCCUUGAAGAUGCUGGUGUAUCACAUGAGGAGGUUAAUUACAUUAACGCACACGCCACUUCCACACUGGUGGGCGAUCUUGCUGAGAUCAAUGCCAUUAAGAAGGUGUUCAAGAACACUUCAGAGAUCAAAAUCAAUGCCACUAAGUCCAUGAUAGGUCACUGCCUUGGUGCAGCCGGAGGCUUGGAAGCCAUUGCCACAGUGAAGGCCAUCACCACUGGAUGGCUUCAUCCCACUAUCAACCAAUUUAACCCUGAACCGGCUGUGGACUUCGACACCGUCCCCAACCAGAAGAAGCAGCACGAUGUCAAUGUCGCCAUAUCGAACUCGUUUGGAUUCGGCGGACACAACUCUGUGGUGGCGUUCUCUGCGUUCAGACCCUGAAGGCAACAACAGUUAUCCGUUUUCUCCGUCUCUCUGUUUAUUUCUUCAUCUUCUGCAGUUUCUUGGGUCACAAGUCAGUCGGCCAUUUCGUUAUCUCGGUAUCACCCUUUUGAUGAGGUUUUGUAGUCUCGCCGUUCGGAACAUCUGCACUUUAUUUCUUUUAUUUUGCCUUAAUAAAGUUUCUUCCUCCCUGGUUACUUGUUACAAA
Molecule: messenger RNA, 1712 nt
Organism: Tarenaya hassleriana
Lineage: Eukaryota; Viridiplantae; Streptophyta; Magnoliopsida; Brassicales; Cleomaceae
Product: 3-oxoacyl-[acyl-carrier-protein] synthase I, chloroplastic
Exons: 7
Coding region: 95-1504 (469 amino acids)
Biological process (GO): fatty acid biosynthetic process
Molecular function (GO): 3-oxoacyl-[acyl-carrier-protein] synthase activity
Source: RefSeq, a predicted model, not a curated record